GGCUGGCCGUGCAGCUGGAAAUGGGGCGGGCUGGGAGCGUGUUGCCCGAUGGCAGCUGCCUGGGGGCGCCUAUGGCCUCAUCCAUAAAGCCGACGGUCCCAACGAAGGGGACGCCACUCGACGGCGGGUUCCUCCUCCGAACUGCGGCGAAGCGUAGGCACCUUGGAAGAACUCCAGAGGGACUUAGGAGCUGAGUUGAAACCGGACAGUUGAAGGCUGGCGUGGAGGCGAGGACGGAGGACGGCGCUUCCUCGCAGCCGCACGAGCUGCGCUCGGUCUCUUCUCCAGUACCUAUUCCAGAUAGAUGGAGUUCAACUUGCUCACUGACUCAGAAGCCCAUAGUCCCCAUCUCUCCCUCUCUGAGUCUGGGACACCACAACAUGACCACGGCUGCAAAGGGCAAGACCACAGUGACACAGAAAAGUCCCAGCAGAACCAGACUGAUGACUCCAAUCCUGAGGAUGGCUCCAUGAAAAAGAAGCAGCGAAGACAGAGAACUCACUUCACCAGCCAACAACUCCAGGAGCUGGAAGCCACUUUCCAGAGGAACCGCUACCCUGACAUGAGCACCCGAGAGGAGAUUGCUGUCUGGACCAACUUGACGGAAGCCAGAGUCCGGGUGUGGUUUAAGAACCGCAGAGCCAAAUGGAGGAAGCGAGAAAGGAAUCAGCAAGCAGAACUUUGUAAGAACAGUUUUGGAGCCCAGUUCAAUGGACUGAUGCAGCCUUACGAUGAGAUGUAUAGCGGCUAUUCGUAUAACAACUGGGCUACCAAAGGCCUUGCUACCAGCACUCUGUCAGCCAAGAGCUUCCCCUUCUUCAAUUCUAUGAAUGUCAACCCCCUCUCAUCACAGCCCAUGUUCUCAGCACCCAGCUCCAUUGGGUCCAUGCCCAUGCCCUCCUCCAUGGUGCCCUCAACAGUGACCGGUGUGCCAGGCCCAAGCCUCAAUAACCUCAAUAGUCCUGGUCUUAACUCUGCAGUUUCUUCCAGUACCUGUCCUUAUGCCUCCACAGCCAGCCCCUACAUGUACAGGGACACGUGCAACUCCAGCCUGGCUAGCCUGAGGUUGAAGGCUAAGCAACAUGCCAACUUCACCUAUCCAGCGGUGCAGACAGCAGCCUCCAGUCUAAGCCCAUGCCAGUAUGCUAUGGAUAGGCCAGUAUGAGGGACUAGACCCACCCCACCCCAUUAAUCAGGAACCUGGCCAUUAGCCAAACGAUCACACUGAAGCAGUCAGACCAAAUUCCAGGAAAAUAUGUUCAGUUGUUCUCGUUAUAAACUUUUGACAAUCUUUUUUUGGUAAAGUAAACACAAUUGCUCAUUGAAAGUACAUUUGGGAAAGAAGAACUUUUUGCCAGGCUGUGAGGUCAUGUUCAGUCCAGGGCUGUAAUGUGAUAGCGCCUCGCCUGCUCCUGCUCCAGUCCAAGAACAGGCAACCAGUUCAUGCAACGAUACAGAGAGACCCAGGGGGGAAACGGUGCAGCUGCUGACUGCACUCAUAAUGUAUAUCUGUGUGUCUCCCUCGUGUAUGUGUUACAUGGCAGCCCCCUGCCCUCAUGAAGCACUUGAAGGGGACCUAGAACACCAUUCUGGGGGGAAACAGAUGUGUGCAUUUAGGAAGGGUUACACAUGUUUAACAAAUGUUUACACUUUUACUUUGGGCACAAUGUUUUGUCUCUUCUUUUUUUCUUUGCAGAAUUUGGCAUUUUGUAAUCAGGAACUGGUAAGGGAAGAUUUGUUGUCAUAGAAAGGUGAAGAGUGUGUGAAGGCAGGGAUGACAGAGAGACUAUGAGUCAUGGGGAAGAUCUGGGGGCCAGCUAAAUAAAGAGAUGCAUUUGGGCAAUACUACAAGAUUCCCUCCAGAUUUACGCUUGUUUUUAAGACUGCAGCACAAGCUGCCAAGAAGUCACCAAGAGCUUUGACAUUAGCAAACACCAACAACUGAGAGCCAGUAAGGGGUCUUAAACAAAAUAGUUGCAUGAUCUUCCAGCUCCGCAGGACACCCCUUUAAAUGGAUCAAGGCUUAAUAAGAUCCUAAGAGUAUGAGAAACGUAAGAAGCUGAUUUAUUGUCUACACUGAGUGGCCACAGCUCCUUUAGGGUUUCAGACGGCUAUCUCCCAGCCAUACCUAGAGAUGCUGAGGACUGACCUUUUGCAUGAGAAGCACCUGCUCUACGACAGAGCCAUGGCCCUUCCCUUAAGAAGGAAAGAGUGACAAGAGAUUGUGCAUACAGAACAUUCCCUGUUAGAAUUCCUUUUCUUCCGGGCAGGAGUUAAACAGUAUCCACACACAGAGUCCUGUUAUUUUCCUUUUGCAAUAAACAGCCCUGUCAUGCUCCCACAAUAAAUCCCAUUAAAAAUAAAUAAAAGAAGAAGAAAUCUUCACAAUCUUUAUACAUGUCUAUUUAUUGCAUCAGCUACAUGAAACUACCAUCCUUUUUCUGAACAUGGAAAAACUA
Rhineura floridana is the source of this 2459-nucleotide messenger RNA. It is a transcript of the gene PITX3, whose product is annotated as paired like homeodomain 3. Gene Ontology annotation, biological process: anatomical structure morphogenesis; regulation of transcription by RNA polymerase II. The record is from RefSeq and is a predicted model, not a curated record. Bases 305 to 1165 code for a protein of 286 amino acids. Gene Ontology annotation, molecular function: RNA polymerase II cis-regulatory region sequence-specific DNA binding; DNA-binding transcription factor activity, RNA polymerase II-specific. Lineage: Eukaryota; Metazoa; Chordata; Lepidosauria; Squamata; Rhineuridae. Gene Ontology annotation, cellular component: nucleus. The transcript has 4 exons.